UAUUGAAGUCAACAUAAACAAACUCGUUAGAUUGUUGUCCGAGAUGCAAACAGCGUCUUGCUAGAAGGCUGCUUUGUGCCUCUGUCGUAUUUUGAAUCAUCCAAUCUGGGGUUAUCAGGAACCCAAGUUACUGGCGAUGGGAUUUGGGCUUUUGUGGAGUGGUGUUCCGGAGUCAAGCCUUUCAUUAGUUGUAUUGAAGUUUUUGUUGCGGGAGGUCGAACAAUAAUGUCGUCAGCAAUUACUGAGAAUGGCCACAACAAGAUAUCCAAAAAGCGGAAGAAUAAAUACCAAUCACCAUUUCGCAUCAAGAUUGGAUGUCUUGUGGCGCUCCGAUAUCAACCGAGGAAAAAUAAUCUAUCGGUGGUAGGGGGUAGUGGAAGUGGGGCCGGAAAAGUAAGUAAAUGUGAUAUCUGGGAACCAGUUGCCACAGCACGUUUCUCUGAGGUAUGGACCGAUCCCCAACGGGGCCGAGACGACGGUCUGGCGCUCAUUGGAAGCAGGAUCCGUUGUUUCUUUCCGAAGGCUGUCUUGAAGGAACCAUAUAAUGCAACAAGCCGCCUGUUAGAGGGAACAGUUGUGAAUAUGGUUCAUGACUGUGAAGAUCAUGCGCCAAUACUGAUAGAUCUACUUGUCGAUAACAAAGACAACACUACUCUAAGCGUUAGACUACCAUUUUUAAGACGACUUGAUGAUGAUGGCAAAAGCGCUGUCGGACGGGUCUUGAAGGAGUCAGAACAGCGCAAGCGACUCUACGAGGAACAGAUCAAGGGAGGGAAACACAAAGCUGUUGUGCGUGUAACACUGAGCAGUCUAGGGUCUUCUCAUACUACGAGUGUAACAAAAAAUCCUAUACAAGCAAAAUGGGUGAUUCGAAAGCGUGCUCCCACUAAAAUAAUUCGUCGCGGGAUACCUCUUCCAGUUCUUGUUAAAACACCUACAGUCGCCAACAACAAUGGCGAGAACGACAAAAUAGGACGCAAUAAGGCAGGAAACAAUGUUACUUCUAUCGAUGAGGAGAAGUAUAUCGAAAUGUCCAACUCGGGGAAGCACGGGGGCACGAAUUGUGCAAGCAAUGACAGAAAAAAUGAAAACGAGGGCAAUCCGAAGACGCCACCGCCAAUGCAUUCGUUGACAUCGAAACGAAAGAAAAUCGCCAUAGACUCUACUACCAACACUUCCUAUAACAAAGACUUUUCUGAUCCCAUGUAUCUUGGCGACGGGAACGAUUCCGCUGCACAACAGGAGGGAAACUGGAGAUGGGAAGCAGGACGAUACCACAGUCCUCAUCAGGUGAUCUUCGCUAGUCAACGACCGAUUAGCAAAGAAUUGUUGAAAUUAUUAUGCUACAAUUUUGUGGGAGAAGUGAUCAGUAUCAAACCUACGCAACCGAAAAAGAAUACCUUCAUUGGUACCUUGGCACUGGUAACGAUACGGCUUAUGGUUCUACCGGAACAUACCCGCACUGGUAGAUUGAGCCACCAUGGACCUUGGGAUCUUUUUGAAAAUAACGAUUUGGAUACAGGAUUAUCCUCACAAAAAGAGAAGAAUGACAACACAACACAACACACAAAUGUUAUCUCGCCCGAGAAGCAAGAGAAUGUGGUUGACAGCGACAUGAAUUCUGCGUCUGAUAUUGAAUCACCAUGUUUGCUUCAGGUACCAAUCGAAGAAUUAGUCAUUGUUCACCGAAAAAUUCAUCGUGAGUUUGCGUCGGAAAAGACGGUAAACAAAGGGACAAUAGACGAGCCAAGCUCAAUGAUACUUCGCUCCUCUUAUUCGUUUCUGAGUGACACGUACUAUCUUUGUGAGCUAGAAGGGGAAGGGGAAGCGGAAGAGAUGAAAUUAGAUAUGCACAGAUGCCGUCGUUGUCAACAUCAUUCAUCAGUUGGCAAACGACUCGCUGGUGUAUCUCACACGCUGUGUGAAUUGUGCUUCGAGUGUUUGAAGUCUUCCCCUGCUGCUAAAUGGGGAACAUAUAAGGAUGAAAAACAGAAGAAAUACCGUUGCGACUGUGAUUUUUGUGUUGACAGAACUAACAAUAAUUUGCUUGCUGAUCUGUCAAAUAAAAUUUCAGAGUCAGAGUCGAAACUGGAUUCAACGCUUCAGCAGUUGAAAGAAUACUCGGCUGACAGAGACUCUGGCUUUAUUGCCACGCGUUUCGUUCUCAAAAGCAUCAAUCCAGUAGACUUCAUGUUUUCUCCAUCUUUGUUAUCUACAUUUAUGAACUCAGCCUCCUCGAAACCAAUAACCAAGAUCAAAGCUAGAGUUUCCAAAGGAACGAAGAGAUUAACUCCGAAGAAGGGAGUUCGGGAUCGUGCGAGGAAAAAUAGCGCCAUGUCGCCCUUUAGCAAACAAAAAAUAAGUCAAUUUCCAACGAUGCCGGUCUCUAGAAGCGAACCUUUUCGUUCGACGUGCUCACGUCUCUUGCCGUAUGAUGUCCAGAAUCGAAAAUUCUCUGUUUCGGCGGCAGAUCUUUACGAGUGGAAAGCGUUCCGAUCGCAUACUCCUGAUUUUUCAGAGAAGCCAAGGAACCUUCGGGUUUUUCGAAAGCGUAACGGUGAGCGAAUCUUGGGAAAGAACGAUUCAUUGAAGAAAAUGCCCCAGGGAAGGGCUGCCCGAGCACAGCAACGUAGACUUUUGCGGAGUGCCGCAGCGAUGGGCGUAGAUGUUGAUACAUUGGCAGGACGAGAAUCUAAUGUGCGUUUUGAUCGGAGUAAUAUCCAUGGCUGGGGAGUUUUUACGGAUGUUGAUAUUAGAGACGGAGAAAUGAUUAUCGAAUAUCGCGGAGAGUUAAUCGGGAAUGCCAUGGCCGAGAAGCGAGAAAAGGAGUAUGAGGCUGCAAAAAUCGGAAGUGACUACAUGUUUCGCCUUGACGACUUUAUGGUUAGCGAUGCUACUAAACAAGGGAAUGUAGCCCGUUUCAUCAAUGCAAGCUGCAUGCCGAAUUGUUAUCCUAAAAUAAUAUCCCUCGAUGGAACGAAGCGAAUUGUCGUCUACGCUAAGCGUGAUAUACAGGCAGGAGAGGAGUUGACAUACGACUACAAGUUUGAUUUGGAAUAUGAUCCUGCAAAACGCAUACCCUGUAUUUGUGGUGCUCCAGAAUGUCGCGGAUUCUUAAAUUGGGAUCAACGUUAUGUGGCUAACGAUUUUCCGGAGGCUCCUGCAGGUAGCAAUCACGACAAGGCACUGGAGAGUACAAGAAAAUAAGAAACAAGUUGGAUUGUCAACAUUGUCGAAGAAAUGAUUGCAUACUAUUCUCGAUUUGUAAUCUAUCAACAGCACUCGACCAAGCAUCACUGAAGGCUUUCUCUAAAACUUCAUUUCA
Molecule: messenger RNA, 3325 nt
Organism: Pseudo-nitzschia multistriata
Lineage: Eukaryota; Bacillariophyta; Bacillariophyceae; Bacillariales; Bacillariaceae
Source: the annotation of a GenBank genome assembly